Molecule: messenger RNA, 6889 nt
Organism: Globicephala melas (long-finned pilot whale)
Lineage: Eukaryota; Metazoa; Chordata; Mammalia; Artiodactyla; Delphinidae
Gene: SORBS2
Product: sorbin and SH3 domain containing 2
Biological process (GO): Notch signaling pathway
Cellular component (GO): neuronal cell body; plasma membrane; dendrite
Molecular function (GO): protein binding
Source: RefSeq, a predicted model, not a curated record
GCUGGGAGGACCAGCCAUUUUACUUAUGGAAAACAGUGUGGCAUAUUCCGCUGAGCUUUACCCUGGAAGAAGCAUUUUUUAAAAAAAUCUAUUGAGGGAAGAGAGAAGUAGUGGGCAUGUUAGUAUACAAUUAGUACAGCCAAGCAUGCCUGCCAGCUGCCAUUUGGACGAGCUGUCGACUGCCUUUCCUAGUAGCUGAUUUGAGAACGUGGAAUGCAGAGAGAUAAUGCUGCAUAUCUGCUAUCAGACAGCAGAAAAGGUUUUUGUCUUGGGAAGGCUCGCCUUCCCUGCAAUGUUAUCUCAGCAGCUCUCUAGCUGCUUACCCUGAGAACUAGUGACCCCAAAGGAGGUGUUUUCUUCUGCAAACACAGGUCCUGUGCGUGGCUGUAGCAUAUGAGUGGCAAGUCUGAAAAAGCAGGUGUGUGCUCGGAUGGGCACUGGACUGUAACGCAGGCGGACGCUCUCGGGUUUACCUGCUUCCUGUUAACAGAUUGUUGGCUCAGAGAGCAUCUGUCUGCAUGCUGAAGCUGAGGCUGAGAAGGAGGUCCCUGUGUAGCCACUUGACUGACAGAGACACUUGGGUUGGACUUAAUCUUAAACCUCUGGAGUUCAAGACCGUUUAAAAAGGGCUAAAUAAACAAUCUCCACGUGUAAAAGGCCAAUGACUCCUACCUCUCUUCAGAGCAACUGUUGAACCCGGCUGCCUGUAGAGCCAGAAUAGGACAGACUCAUAUACCAUUCUGAUCUGGGUGCAUUUCUUCAGAAGGAAAACUGAAGACUUUAAUAACAAACCCUCCAAGGUCAAAAUGAACACAGAUAGCGGUGGGUGUGCUCGCAAACGUGCUGCCAUGUCUGUUACAUUAACAUCUGUGAAGAGAGUUCAAAGUUCUCCAAACCUAUUGGCUGCAGGGCGUGAUUCUCAGUCACCGGACUCAGCUUGGAGAUGUUACAAUGAUCGAAAUCAAGAGACACUGAAUGGAGAUGCUACAUAUUCCUCUCUUGCAGCAAAAGGUUUUAGAAGCGUUCGACCAAAUCUACAAGAAAAAAAAUCACCAGUUCAGAGCCAGAUAACGCUGAAUGGAAACUCUGGAGGCACUGUGAGUCCGCUGAGUUACUAUCAAAGGCCAUUUUCCCCUUCUGCCUACUCGCUACCAGGCUCACUCAAUUCAAGCAUUAUCAUGCAGCAUGGCCGGUCACUUGAUUCCUCAGAGACAUACCCCCAGCAUGCACAGUCUCUGGACGGCAGCAUGGGCAGCUCAAUACCACUGUACAGAUCCUCAGAGGAGGAGAAGAGAGUGACAGUCAUCAAAGCGCCGCACUACCCGGGGAUCGGGCCGGUGGAUGAAUCCGGAAUCCCCACGGCAAUUAGAACGACAGUUGACAGGCCAAAGGACUGGUACAAGACCAUGUUUAAGCAAAUCCACAUGGUGCACAAGCCGGAUGAUGACACAGACAUGUAUAAUACUCCUUAUACAUAUAAUGCAGGCCUGUACAACUCACCCUACCGUGCUCAGUCACAUCCUGCUGCCAAGACCCAGACCUACAGACCCCUCUCCAAAAGCCACUCCGACAACGGCACUGACGCCUUUAAGGAUGCUUCCUCUCCUGUCCCUCCCCCGCACAUUCCUCCUCCAGUCCCACCACUUCGACCAAGAGAUCGGUCUUCAACAGAAAAGCAUGACUGGGACCCUCCAGACAGAAAAGUGGACACAAGGAGAUUUCGUUCUGAGCCAAGGAGUAUUUUUGAAUAUGAACCUGGGAAGUCAUCCAUUCUGCAGCAUGAAAGACCACCCCCUCUCCCAACCACUCCGACACCUGUUCCAAGGGACCCUGGCCGGAAGCCUAUUUCUCUGUCACCAUAUGGAGAAGUAACUGGUAGCCCCUCCCCUCCGCCCAGGACCAGCAUUCCCACACCAAGCGCGUGCACCCCGGCUCUCUCUCCCAUCUGGACUGAUCGCAUAAAUCCAGAUGACAUAGAUUUAGAAAAUGAGCCCUGGUAUAAAUUCUUUUCAGAACUGGAGUUUGGACGCCCGCCUCCUAAAAAGGCUCUGGACUAUGUUCAAGAUCAUUCUUCUGGUGUUUCCAAUGAGGCCUCCUUGUAUCAAUCCUCUAUAGACAGGAGCCUGGAAAGACCCACUAGUUCUGCAAGCAUGGCCAGUGACUUCAGGAAAAGGAGGAAGAGCGAGCCUGCGGUGGGGCAGCCGAGGGGCUUGGGGGAUCCAACUGCAAGCAGAACUAGCCCAGGUCGAGCAGACCUCCCAGGAUCAAGCUCCACCCUGACAAAGUCCUUCAUUAGUUCUUCUCCUUCUUCCCCAUCAAGAGCAAAAGGUGGGGACGAUAGCAAAAUAUGUCCAUCCCUUUGCAGUUACUCAGGGCUCAACGGCAACCCCUCCCAUGAGUUAGAUUACUGUAACACUUACAGACAGCAUUUGGACAUCCCACAUGACUCGCAGAGGGCCAUUACUUUCAAAAAUGGCUGGCAAAUGGCCCGGCAAAACGCAGAGAUCUGGAGCAGCACUGAAGAAACGGUUUCCCCCAAAAUCAAAUCCCGUAGCUGUGAUGACCUUUUAAACGAUGACUGCGAUAGUUUUCCUGAUCCGAAAGCCAAGUCAGAAAGUAUGGGUUCUCUGUUAUGUGAAGAGGACUCCAAGGAGAGCUGCCCCGUAACAUGGGCUUCCCCCUACAUCCAAGAGGGCCGCAGUAAUAGCAGAUCAAGGCUCCGACACAGGUCAGCCCACGAUGCCCCAGGGUUCCUAAAACUGUACAAGAAAAUGCACCGCAUCAACCGCAAGGAUUUAAUGAAUUCAGAGGUGAUUUGCUCUGUAAAGUCAAGAAUAAUGCAGUACGAAAAGGAGCAGCAACACAGGGCUCUGCUCCAUGGAUGCAGCCAGUCCUCCACGGAGGAGGUGCCCAGGGACAUGGUCCCCACCCGCAUUUCUGAAUUUGAAAAGUUGAUUCAGAAGUCAAAAUCCAUGCCAAAUUUAGGAGAUGAAAUGUUAUCUCCUGUAACCCUAGAACCACAACAAAAUGGUUUAUGUCCCCAAAGGCGAUUUUCCAUUGAGUCUUUGUUGGAGGAAGAAAAUCAAAGUAGACACCCUUCUCAGGUACAACGAAGCUACAAGUCUAAAACCCUGGUGCCCAUCCACAUUGAGGUCACCAGUGAUGUGCAGCCCAGAACCCAUCUGGACUUUUCUGAUAGUGACCAGGAUGGAGUCGUGUCUGACCACAGUGAUUACCUUCAUGUAGAAGGAUCGUCCUUUUGCAGUGAGAGUGACUUUGAUCACUUUUCUUUCACAUCCUCUGAAAGUUUUUAUGGAUCCAGCCACCAUCACCACCACCAUCACCACCACCAUCACCGGCACCUCAUCAGCUCCUGCAAAGGCAGAUGCCCUGCCUCCUAUACUCGAUUUACAACAAUGUUAAAACAUGAAAGAGCUAAACAUGAAAAUACUGAAGAGCCCAGAAGACAAGAAAUGGACCCUGGCCUUUCUAAACUGGCAUUUCUAGUCAGUCCCGUGCCUUUUCGGAGGAAAAAAAAUUCAACUCCCAAAAAACAGAUGGAAAAGGCAAAAUGUAAAACAUCUGUAUUUGAGGCUCUGGACUCUGCCCUUAAAGACAUUUGUGACCAAAUUAAGGCUGAAAAGAGAAGGGGAAGUUUGCCAGACAACAGUAUACUGCACCGUCUUAUCAGUGAACUGCUGCCAGAUAUUCCAGAAAGGAAUUCAUCACUCAAAGCUCUAAAAAGGAGCCCCAUGCACCAGCCUUUCCACCCACCAUCUCAAGAAGGUGCUAUUCAUUGUCCAUUGUACCAGAACGAUUGUGGGAGAAUGCCUCACAGUGCCUCCUUCCAAGACGACACCAACAACAACUACCACCACCAAGACCACGACAGUGCACUGGGCCUCCAAGACCGUGAGUCCCCUAGAAGUUACACAUCCACGCUGACCGAUUUGGGGAGAAGUGUACCAAGGGAAAGAAGAGGAACUCCAGAAAAAGAGAAAUUGCCUGCAAAAGCUGUUUACGAUUUUAAGGCUCAGACAUCCAAGGAGCUGUCAUUUAAGAAAGGAGAUACUGUCUACAUCCUCAGGAGAAUUGAUCAAAACUGGUAUGAGGGAGAGCACCACGGGAGAGUGGGCAUUUUCCCAAUCUCAUACGUGGAGAAACUCACACCUCCUGAAAAAGCACAGCCUGCCAGACCGCCUCCCCCUGCCCAGCCUGGAGAAAUCGGAGAAGCUGUAGCCAAAUACAAUUUCAGCGCUGACACAAAUGUGGAGCUAUCGCUGAGAAAGGGAGAGAGAAUUAUUCUUCUUAAAAGAGUUGAUCAAAACUGGUAUGAAGGUAAAAUUCCAGGAACCAACAGACAAGGCAUCUUCCCUGUUUCCUAUGUAGAAGUCAUCAAGAAGAAUACAACCAAAGGUGCUGAGGAUUACCCUGACCCUCCAAUACCCCACAGCUAUUCUAGUGAUAGAAUCCACAGCUUAAGUUCAAAUAAGAUACUGGUCUUGAUGCUUAGUUUAAAAAGAAAGGAAACUCUUUUGAGAGUUCAGUGCACUGGGAAUUUCUACCAAUAUUUCUCUUCUAAGCCACAGCGUCCUGUGUUUACUCAUGAAAACAUUCAAGGUGGGGGGGAACCGUUUCAGGCUCUGUAUAACUAUACUCCUAGGAAUGAAGACGAGCUGGAGCUCAGAGAAAGUGAUGUCAUUGACGUGAUGGAAAAAUGUGAUGAUGGAUGGUUUGUGGGAACCUCAAGAAGAACCAAAUUCUUUGGUACUUUUCCCGGGAACUAUGUCAAGAGGCUGUGAAUCACUCUCCCCAUUAUUUAUGCUGCAUUUCAGCACCACAUCUGCAUAACCUUGCCUGAAAGAUCUCCACAGGCCUCCUGCUGUUAUGCCUUCUGGUUUCCAAUAGAAGUCACCCACCAUCACCAUCUCCAUCUGCCACCAAACCACCAGCAAUGGAACUGCCGCUGCGGUGGGGAGAUUGGAGGAUUUGCUUCGAUGUGAAAGUGCAUAUUCCUGCCGUCUGCUCUAAACUUUGAAAAGUCAAUAUGCGGCAGCAGAAAGAAAAUCAUUAUACUUAAUAACAGUUGAGUAGUUGAGGCAAAAAAGUAAGUGUCUCAAGGAGGCUCUCUUGUCCACUCUGAAAGAUGUUCUCCCCUCAGGCAACCAGAAGCUUGUUUAUUACUACUUGCUGGGGUUUGCAUUUUCACCUUCUUAGCUUGGCAGUAUAUUUUCCUUUCACGAGUUUGCCUAGUGUCCUGGUUUACACGAUAUGACAACUGUACUUCAGCUAUUGUUUGCCUGCACUUACAUGUUGUAAUAUGCACAGUGAUUACAGAAUCUAAAGCGAGAGUAGGAAAGUUAAUUCGAAUGAGUGUGAUUUUGUUGAAUUGAAUGUGAGUUUCAAAUAGGAGUCUUCUGCAGGAUUUUUUUUUUUUUGUACUUUUUAGAAGUGCAAACAAUAAGUGAAUAAGAGCCUUUGGUAAUAAUCAGGAGAAUAUAAGAGGUUUAGCUAGAUUACAGAAAACGAUUGUGUUGUAAAGUUGCAUUGCUAUUUUAUAUUAAAAUGUAAUAAUCAGCAUCAUGAACAAUGAGCUCUUAGUGUUUUAUUUAUCUGAUAAAAGUUAAAUGAAAGCAGUGUUAGUGAGAGGUGCAAAGAAUCAUUCUAACAUAGACACUUGAAAGCAUCUGUAAGCAAUAUUCAUAGGUAAGAUUUCACUGUGUGUACACAUACACAUUUGAGAUUGUAUGAGAACAGACAAUCCAUAAGAUAUGUUGUACAUUUAUGGAAAUGUAAAGGAAUCUCACAUAUUAUUUUAUAGAAAUAGAGUACUUCAGAAGCAUCACAAGUAUUAAGGCUGGUUUUAGUAAGGAUUAUGAUCAGUACAAUUAUUUUUACUAUGAUAAUUAUUUUUCUUCUCUGGAACUCAGAAUCCUGGCUACAUUUGAGGACAGGAAUAUGUUGAGCCUGAUUUUCCUAGUGUGUGUAAAAUAUUUCCUCAGAAUACAUUAGGCACUUUUUAGAAGCAAUGUUAAAUCAUUCAGGUUAAAUUUUCUGCCCUGCAGUAGAAACCUUGAAGAUGAUAUUGGGACCUGAAAGAUUUAAUGUGCUUAACAGUGCCUGAAUUACACAUACCCCGAGAACUAGCUUUGUAUUUCUUAUGACUUUGCAUAAGAACUAUUCAUAUUUGGAUCCUGAGCACCUUAUAGACAAAACUUUUUAUGGCAUUUCUUCUGUGAACAGUGGUUGAUCUUUUCACAAUGCAUGUAGACUCUAGAAUUUUGUACAUAUGUUUGCUCAUUUUUUGUAUGGACUAUUUAGUUGUUGAGAAAACAGGGGAAUUUCCUAAUUUGGUCUUUAUCCUUCCUUUAAACUAAGCUAAAACACUUUCAACAGAUUACCCUUUACAUCUCCCACAAAUCAUCAUUAUGCCUUGACAGUGCAAUUCUGUAAGACAGCACUUCUGCAAAAGUUUAUGAACAUAAAACAUCUUAGCAGCCAAACUGAAAUGUAUAUAACUACCGAUUAGAGAGGAAUUUCAUUAGAAAGAAGGUAAAGAAACAUCUUUGAGUAGCCUUGAUUACUACCUUGAUUACUGUCAAGUUCACAGCCAGCUUUAUAUUUUAAAGGCUUUGGGUUUGAAAUUAGGUCAACUGCAUGCAGCUUUGCUGAUAAAUGAAUAAUUACCUUUGAUGCCAUUUAUGAGAAAAAAUUCAAUAUCUGUUGCCUGUCAUAUUUAAGAAAAAUUAAUGUUUCUAUUCUCUGUAUCUGAUUUUAAAAGGAAAAAUAUUCAUACCUAGCUUUUAGGUAAUUGACUUUGAAUUCUUACAAGCAAAGGUCAUUGUGUUUUUCUUGAAUAGACAUCUAAUAAAUUUUGCUUGGAAGUAUA